Molecule: messenger RNA, 2373 nt
Organism: Anopheles maculipalpis
Lineage: Eukaryota; Metazoa; Arthropoda; Insecta; Diptera; Culicidae
Product: tetratricopeptide repeat protein 27
Exons: 3
Coding region: 1-2373 (790 amino acids)
Molecular function (GO): protein binding
Source: RefSeq, a predicted model, not a curated record
AUGGAUAGUUUGCUUCAAACUUUGAGACAUCCCAAGGCUCCUGAGCCUUCCGGGCGCUUCUAUGCACAUCUGCUGAAAGCCGAAUUGAACGCAUUGCUAGACUCGGACAUCUUCACCGAAGUGCUCGUCAUCGAAGAAUUCCAUACUACUGCUUCGAAUGAGGAAUUGUUGCACCUAGCCAUUGGUAGUUUAAUCGCAUUUUUACAGUUCAAUUUCCUCGGUCCUCGUGAUAAAACCCAACAAAGUGACCCGACGAGCUUAGAAAACACACGGGCACAACUAAAAUCUGACGGCGAGGAACUAAACGUAAAUGUUGUGCGUGCGGAUUGUUUGUUAGUUUGCAAAAAGAUAUUUGAACGGCUUAUCAAUCACGAUGCGGAAUCGAACGCUUCCGCUGGAAGCCAGCUUUGCUUGCGACUCUGGUAUCAACGGUACUUACUCGUCCAUCAGCGCUGCAUCGACGAUCUUACGCACGAACUGUACGAGCGGUUCAAUGGAAAUGUGGCCGCACUCGAAGCAACCCUCACUGAUGCUGAUAGAUCGUUGAAGGUUGAAAUUUGUUUAGAAAUUCUUUUGGGAUAUAUUCAAUUCAAACGCAUUACCAAAUCGGAACAGUGGUUAUCGAAGCUUGAAUCCUCCUCAAACGUUGCACUGUCCGUUGAGGGAGCAUUGGGUGUGCGCACAAAGUUUCAACAGAACCCACUGCCGCAGCUGAUACUUCGGUUGCAAGGUGUCGACGAUCUAGAACUGCCCGAUGCCUGCGAAACGCACGGAAACUUCAAACUACCGUCCAUCCUAAAGCUGGAAGAUGAGGUCCGCUUGGAGAAGGUAAAGUUUCUGAACGAACAGGAAAACGAAGAUCUUCAGUUGCCCGCUUUAGUGCAGAACAUGGUGCUUGGGAAGUUAUAUUUCCUGUACGUUUCCCAACCGAAAGAGCAAUUAACGCUGGAAGAGAUACAACCCUACAUAACUUCGCUCGUUUAUCAGCGUUUCGGACCUUGGGAGACGCGUGUGGCAGCACUCUUCCUGAACGCCACCAUUGAAGCCACGCACAAGCGCACUGUUGAUCGUUCGCUGCGACAGAUCGAGGAACUAAUACAGCAAUUCGCCACAGCUCCUUCUGAUGAAAGCGCAUCCAUCCCGAUAGAGCAUAGACUUCCAAUGGUGUUCAGCUCUUGGCUCAUUUCCUACUGGCAGAUGAAGGAAAAAUUGGCCGAUGUAAUGGUUAGUCUCGGUAUGGUAAAGGGUGCCCUCGACAUCUACCAAGCGGUUCAAAGUUGGGAAAAUGUGAUCGACUGCUAUACGGUACUCGAGAUGCGUCAUCUUGCCGCUGCCGUCAUUAGAGAGCUGAUCGAACGAAAUGGACCCACGGUACGGUUGUACUGCAUGCUGGGAGAUGCUACGGACGACGUCGAUUGUUACCAACAGGCCUGGAACCUAUCCAAAGAAACGAGUGCCAGUGCACAGCGACACUGGGGCAACUAUUACUUCGCUCGCAAAGAUUACACAUCAGCGAUCGAGCAUCUGCGUCGUUCGAUUGAAAUUAACUGUCUGCAGGAACGGACACUGCUACGGCUCGGGUAUUCAGCCCUGCAGCUCGAGCGCUGGGAGGAGGCAGCCUAUGCGUACCGGCUGUACACGUCCUUCGAAAGUCACGGUUUCGAACCGUGGAAUAACCUCGCCAAAGCGUACAUCAUGUUGGGGGAAAAGCCCCGAGCACACAAAGUCCUACAGGAAGCGCUCAAGUGUAAUUUCAGCAACUGGAAGGUAUGGGAAAACUAUCUGCUCGUCUGUAUCGAUACGAGGAAUUUCGCGGACGCACUGAACGCGUACGAACGCUUGCUAGAACUGAAGGAUCGUUACUACGACAAGCAGGUGCUGGAAAUUAUUGUACGUGCAAUCGUGCUGGGCGAAUCGGAUGCCGACGGGACGUCUUGCAGUCGACUGAAGAAGAAAGCGAUCAGCAUGCUUGGCCAUGCCUGUGCUCAGCAACCGAACAAUGGAUAUCUGUACGAGUUGGCAGCAGAGCUGGAAGAUACGGAUUUGCUGCGUUGCCAAAAGCUCCAGAACGCGUACCGCGGAUACACACAGUCAAAUAGUCAAUGGGCUAAGGUAUCGGAAAGUUGUUCUACCGUGGUGAACCUCUGCGUGGAACUAUGCGAGCGGAGCCUGAAGGCGUUUGUCGAUGGGAAAAAGGAGGAGGAACGGUUUGUGGCACUACGAUCGCAGUUAUCUUCCGCUCGGCUCACUGGACAGGCGUGUCUGCGUUCGGCCAGUAGUGAAGCUUGGCCACUAUGUGUGGAACCGUUGGGUGUGCUUCAAACCUUGGUGGAUAACAUUACGACCGAAUUAAAGCAAGCAAUGGGUCAAUGA